Fomitopsis serialis is the source of this 1865-nucleotide messenger RNA. RefSeq lists its product as uncharacterized. Lineage: Eukaryota; Fungi; Basidiomycota; Agaricomycetes; Polyporales; Fomitopsidaceae. The record is from RefSeq and is a predicted model, not a curated record. The coding region runs from base 278 to 1756 and encodes 492 amino acids. The transcript is spliced from 7 exons.
ACGCGUCUCCUAAGACGACCACGACUUGCGACAGGCCUCUGUUGACUCUGCCGCGGUAUGGCGAUGCGCCGAAUUUCGCAUUGACGUGCUCGAUCGGAGGUGGCCAAGGUAGGAAGGAGAUCAUUGGCAAUCCCCGCGUGUUCGUCUCAGUCUUUUUCUAAUCUGCACUUCCACCAUCUCGGCCAACCUCGUCGAACUUGUCUAGGCAAAGGGUGCUCAAUUAGCGACGCGGUGAGCGGCUUUUCCGGCUCUCAAAUAAUCCUGUGCCGCCAGGAAAAUGCCUUAUUACAACACGCCUCAACCCACCUACUCCCACAAUCCUGCCUAUGCAUCCUCCUCCAGGCAAUCACCCACAAACGCGAACUCUCUGCUCGGGCGCAUAGGCUCGCCCGCAGGGUCGCCAGCGUCCUACCCGCGCCCUGCGCCGCCGAUCGCCGCACCUGCACCUGCAAACGCAGAGCAGGAUAACAGCGAGGAUAUGGAGGUGGACUCGGGCGACGUGGCCCUCCCAUCGGAGGAGACCGUCGACGCGUUCCUCGCGAGCGUACUCACCACGGACGUCGUCGCAUCGCACCUGCAGGUACCCUCCGCCCCGGCCUCCCAAUCGCCCGUACCUCCGCCGCCAGCCACAUCCCGCCCUGGCCCGACACCCCCCUCCCUCCUUUCCUCCACCCAGGAGGCGGAGCGCCGUGCGCACGAGCUGGUGACGGACGAGUGGUGCGAGGAGAUGAUCGCGCAUGCGAGGCGGGCGAGGGAGGAGAUGCGCAAGCGGGCGGGCGAGGGAAGGGAAGGGAAGGAUGUGGCCGCGAAUGAGGAGAAAAAUGUAGGGGAGAAUGCGGAAGAUGUUGUGAUGGAGGAUGCAGAUGUGUGCGCACAGGGCGUGGGCACGACUGAGCAUGCGGUAGAGAGCGGACAGGUCCCAGAGAAACAGCCACACCCACCUGGAGAGACGAUGCUGGACAGUGCCGCUCGUGUACUGCAAGGCUUCCUCGCGAACUCGCCCCGGCCGCCGGGCUCGAUGCGACGUGAGGUAAGUGGCCAUUCUGCGCAAGCCGCAGAAUCCUCGCAGGCUGCUGCUGCUGGGCCGUCGACCGCAGUGGAGCCUACUCCCGCUGCUCAAGCGGCAACGUCCACGGCAGGGGUAACAGCGGCUCUGGGUACGGAUUCCGGGCUGUGGGCACUUCGAGUAGGCAGUCGAGUGCCGGAGAUCGCUACGAUCACGUUCAACGUGCGAGACAGCGUCGCGUGUGCAGUUCAGCGCUGGGCUCUGCGGUACAAUGAGUUUGACGAUAGCAAGACACAGAUCUCUGUCCAUCUCCUCUGCUUACCCGCAUUAGCAGUGGCAGAGGCUAAUAGCUCAUUGGGUACAUCGGCGCAACCGGAUGCAGUCUCAGAUGCUCUGAAGAGCAUACCGACGCAAUGGCCACCCAAAGGGACACUGGUUAUCGAGGUGAACGGCAGCGACGCGAAGCACGCUCGUACAUUCCUCCCCACCCACCUGGACGCGAUAGGUGGAGCCGUGGAUCUCACGGCGCACAUACGUCCGGGUGCGAACACGGUCCGACUCAUCCAGCUGCGGGACCUGUCCGAGUGGGUGUUCGUCGUGCACGCCGGGGCGCCCUCGGACGACGAGCGGGCGGAGUUCGCGGUGCCGGGGACGGACGCGCGGGAGUGGGCGGCGUUCGUAGCACGCGCUUCUGCCAACCAUGGCGCGAUUGAGUCAACGCCGAUGGCAAUGACCGUCUCACCAGUGUAGUGCACAUUUUUUUGAAGUGUUGAUUGCUUGUGCGGUGCGAUGGCGAGCAUAAGCAUCAUUCAUGAGGAUUACCGAGAAAUCAUGAACAUUCGCAUUGUGAACUGCUGAG